AUGUAUACGUUCGGCAAUCAGUCCGCCGUAUUCAACUUCACCGGCACCUCGUUGCACUUCAACGUCGAGUACGCCUCCGUGAACCAAACAGGUGCAGCUAGCGGCCCUGGCGGUUCCUCCUCGAGCAAUCUAUUCUGGCACACCAGGCUCGUCAUCAACGGCACGGAGAUUGGCAAUGACGCCAGUGCGCUUGGCACUGAUGACCUGCCGAAUGGCCAGCACUACGUCGAACUGCAAUUCACCCGGCUAGACGGAAACGCGACGCGCGACUCGUACGCCAUGCUCCGGUCCGUGACGGGCAGCCUGGCACAGGAGCCAGGGCCCAACGCAUGGAAUCAAACCUUCGACGACAGCAUGCGCAACUCUAGCGUCGUGCUUAAUGAUGGCUGGAGCCGACUGAGCGCCGACACCGACAACCACCCUGAGACAAUCACGAACGAGACCCUCGCGGCGGCUGAGGAGCCGCAGCUUGCCCAGAGUUGGGAGGGCACGCUGGCUGUCGCAGAGCACCCCGGGGCGGCGGCACAGCUGAGCUUCACCGGCUCGGCUGUCUGGGUGUAUGGACCAUCUGGCGGACCGUUUGGCGAGUACAUGGUGCAGCUAGACGGCAAGGACGUGGGCCACUACGGCGCCAUGGGUGGCAACACGGCGUACCAGACGCUGCUGUACCACACCUCUGGACUGCGGGAAGGUCUGCACCGGCUCAAGCUCACUAGCAUCAAUGGCCGGAUCGGGUUCGACCGCAUGGUCUCUUCCAACGGACUUGUGACCCUCUCGGCGCCCAAGCAAGCCUAUGGGACUCUGGCUGUGCCAACGACCACAGUCGGCGCGACAACGCACGGUUUCAUUCCCAUGAAGAACACGGACAAGCCGACUGCGGCCGCGAGCAAGAGCAAGAGCAGCACGACCACUGCGAUCGCUGCGAGCGUGGGCACAAUCGGCGGCCUGAUUGUGCUGACGCUACUGGGCUUCCUUAUCUGGACGUGCUGCGUGCGCAAGCGACGUCGCGAGAACCGAUCGAACCGACCAGCGCAGUACCUCCCUGAAGAGCCUGGACGGUGGUACCUCCGCCGCAAGAGCCGAGGGUGGAAGUUCGAGCAGCUCGAGCCUGGUGUCUCGGGCGUCAGUGAAUGGAAGACGCCCUCGACAUCAUCCUUCGGGUCCUCGUUUCGCGAACCGAGGAGCCCGCCGAAGGCUCGUGCCAAGUCCCUGUUUUCGAGUAAGACACACCGUCACAACGCGCCAGAGUACGACAUGCAGCACAUGCAGCCCGUCCAAUCGGGCGGCGGGGGGCCAAUGGCUGCGGCACUGGGAGGAGCGAGCUCGCCGCUGAGCCAGCUGCAGAGCAAAUGGAAGAAGCCUCACUACAACAAGGCGAGCGAGAUCUCUGCCCCCCUCCCGCUGGGCACCAACUACGCUGAGCCGCGAGGCCAUGGGCGCACGAACAGCCAGGCGAGCAACGGCAGCCUGGGGAGCGACAUUCGCAACUGGUACGAGUGGUUUGGGGGUGUGUACGCGGGAUCUGGGGGCGCAAGCACGCACACAAGGCGUACGGACGUGGGCAUCGCAUCGUAG
This is a messenger RNA of Trichosporon asahii var. asahii CBS 2479, 1575 nucleotides long. RefSeq lists its product as uncharacterized. The transcript has a single exon. The record is from RefSeq and is a predicted model, not a curated record. Lineage: Eukaryota; Fungi; Basidiomycota; Tremellomycetes; Trichosporonales; Trichosporonaceae. Bases 1 to 1575 code for a protein of 524 amino acids.